Xylaria bambusicola is the source of this 3287-nucleotide messenger RNA. Its product is annotated as PALB protein. The record is from RefSeq and is a predicted model, not a curated record. Bases 279 to 2810 code for a protein of 843 amino acids. Gene Ontology annotation, biological process: proteolysis. Gene Ontology annotation, molecular function: calcium-dependent cysteine-type endopeptidase activity. NCBI's taxonomy places the organism in Eukaryota, Fungi, Ascomycota, Sordariomycetes, Xylariales, Xylariaceae. The transcript is spliced from 2 exons.
GCCGUGGCCACUGUCCCGCUCACCUUGGGGGACAGGUUGUCUCUUCAGAUGAGUCGGCACAACGAUCUGCUACUGUUUGUUUCAGUAGUACUCCGAGGUUUCAGCAUUAAUAGCUAGCACUGGCCCUCCUUUCUCAGACCGGCCGAUCCUUAUGAUCCGCGUGUGCAUCGAAGUGAUUGACUGAUCUCAGUACGCGCGUCAUCGUCAUGGAGGCGGAAGCUCAGGUAACUGAAAUCGCUCGAAUAAUUCACUAGGUCCCUUGUGCCAUCUAAUUGUGUAUGGAACUUCAGGAGCAUGAAAGGCUGGCCUCGUCCUCCUCCGGUAAGGAAGCUCUUGACCAUGCAAUAGCGGCAGCGGAGCUCUACAUGAAAGCCGCCCAGCAAUCAAACAGUCCGCUUGACAAGAAGCGCUUAAAUAGGAAGUGCGAGGAGAUGGUUCUAAAGGCCGAGAGUCUUAAAAAGCCCAGUCGCACGGCUGACAGCGUCAGCAGUGUGAAAACGAGGCUCAAAGUACCUCGACAAGUCCGCCAGAUACCAGCAAGUGAAGAAAUCAUCCUAUACCGCAACUCUCGCCUCCAUGGUCAUACUUUUCCUCCGUGGGAUGCUGAUCCAGAUCCAACAUAUUUCCAUGGAGACGUUUAUAGUGACCCGGCCCCAUUUACUUUGUCGCCCAGACAGAAAGCCAUCUUAGCAGGAUGGAAGCGGCCGGCCGAGCUCUUCAAGCAGACGCCCGGACUUGGCACGGGCUCAGAUGACACUGUCGCACAAGUGACAGAUGAUUAUGAUCUCGUACAAGAUAUAACGACAGAUUGCUCAGUAGUAGCCAGUUUGUGUGCCAGCAUGAAACACCUUCAGCCGGGCCCUACUUCUAUGCUCCCUGCGCUCAUGUUCCCGGUUAAUUCAACUGAUGGGCGUCCAGGGAUCUCUGCCAAUGGUCGAUAUGUUUUUCGAAUGUUCUUCAAUGGCUGCUUUCGGAAAGUAGUCAUUGACGAUCGUCUCCCUGCUUCUUGCAACGAGCGUACUCUCUAUGUCGUCGAUCGCCAAAACCCCAACGUACUAUGGCCCGCACUGAUCGAGAAGGCGUACCUGAAAAUCCGCGGGGGUUAUGAUUUUCCAGGUAGUAACUCUGGUACCGAUCUUAGCAUUUUAAUGGGAUGGAUACCUCAACAGCUGUUCCUGCAAAGUGAUGAGGUGGACUGGAAUGCUACCUGGCGUCGAAUUAAGAAAGCCUACGACUUUGGUGACGUUAUUAUCACUCUUGGCACAGGACGUCUGUCGCCUGACGAAGAGGAAACUAUAGGCUUGGCUGGUGAGCAUGAUUAUGCAGUUCUAAACAUGUCGGAAACUCCUGAAAACAGGAAGCUUUUGGUCAAAAACCCCUGGUGUGAUGGACUUGUCUGGAAGGGGGUAGGGUCAGCCUCGUCGAAGGCACAAGACGCAACCGAUUCCCACGCCACCAAGCUCAACCCCGGGUCUUUCUGGAUCAGCUUUGACGAUGUGACCCAAAACUUUGAGUCGCUUUAUUUAAACUGGAAUCCUAGCCUAUUCACCAGUCGCCAGGAUCACCACUUCAACUGGCAGGUCCCCGAAGCUAACAUGGUUGGCUCGUUUGCGCACAACCCCCAAUUCUCACUGACAGCCGAGGGCGAUGGACAGACUUGGAUAUUGCUAAGCCGCCACUUUCAGGAUGAAGAGCUAGAAAUUUCUCGAAAACCAAAUGCCACUAUGGCAGCUGUGUCUAAUAUGCUCGGCUUCAUGAGCAUAUACAUUUUUGAGAACAACGGCCGCAGAGUGCAACUAAGUGACAAGUCAAUUUAUCGAGGUCCUUUCGUGGAUUCGCCCCAGACUCUAGCACCCUUCGAGGCUCAAAAAGGUGUCAAAUACACGGUUGUUGUCGCAGCUCAGGAUUUGCCUCUACCAAAAUAUUCCUUCACCCUAUCCUUCUUCUCACGUACGGCUUUAGACAUCGCUCCCGCUCAACACGACCUCAAGCACUACGUUGAGUUACACAGCAGAUGGACGCACCGCACCAGCGGCGGCAAUUCCGCCUCACCCCUUUAUCUGACAAACCCGCAAUUUAGCAUCACCCUGCCGGUUGCCGGGCCCCUUUCGAUCCUCAUUUCGACCGCGAAGGAGGAUAUUCCGGUGCAUAUAGAUCUCGUUUGGGCCAACGGUCGGCGUGUUACGUCUGUGACGGUCCGUGAUCUUGUUACCACCUCGGGCGACUACCGCCGUGGCUGUGCUCUUGCAUCAAUCUCUUCCGUUGAUGCAGGUACGUACACCAUCGUAUGCUCGACCUUUGAGCCCAGCCAGAUAGCUGAAUUUACGCUGCGUGUCGGAUCCGAUGUGCCGUGUACCAUCAUCCCUGUGCCUGCUGAUGCUGCGGGCCGGUUGCGCACUCAGCUUGCCCCCCUCGCAUUCUACAACGGCGAGUCUAAGAUGCGAGCUUCUAUCACCGUCGCCCGGCUCACACGCGUCAGCAUUGUUGUGACAAGGAGAAGUAGCUCAGGCGUGGUUGGUUCCACCGGUGUGGGCACGUCACGUUCGCACCCAACUAUACGGGCGACCCUUGAAAGCGGCCGCGGGCCUAACAAAGAUGUUCUCGUUUCGACAGGUCAGGGCGAUUUUCAAGAGGUCGGACUCGGACUCCGCACCGCUGAGUGCGAUAUUGACCCCCUAGUGGCCCAGUCACGGGGUCUGUGGCUAGUCAUCGAGCAAGUCGGCAGUACAUCUCUAGACGAAGGAGGAAUGCGAGUCGAGAUAUUCAGUGAUAGACAGGUGCUCGUGGGGUCCUGGGAAUCCAUAAAUUAGUGAAGUGGCAGGGAACGAGAACCCCCCAUUAUGUAUAUUCCACAAUAUAUGGAUAUCUGAUAAUCUAGUGUGGACCAAUCUAAGCGUUCUCGCUUUUGGAUCUCUGGACGAGAUUUUUUGAGUACUUAAGAGGAAGAAAGAAGCUAUUUGCUCAAGAAGAAAUAGAGAGGAAAAAACACAGUGGGAAGAAAUACCAUGCUAUUGCACACGCUUGUCUACUAUAUCUAUUCGAUAAUAGAUAUCGUGCUCUUGCUGAUCUCAAUGGUUAUCUAUGGACAAAUAGCUACAGCACAACGCUGCGAGGGAAAUGAGAAUGAAGUGAAUAAGAGAGAAUGAUGCAAACAACAUGUGCAACCUGAGUAUACAGCUACACUUAAGGUCACCUAAGGUUGAGUCUGUUUAGGUCUUGACAUGCUAAAUGAGUUGGAACUGACAGGCACUCAUACACCAAUACCACUAGCUAGGAGAUGUCAGGUA